This is a messenger RNA of Triticum urartu, 615 nucleotides long. RefSeq lists its product as uncharacterized. NCBI's taxonomy places the organism in Eukaryota, Viridiplantae, Streptophyta, Magnoliopsida, Poales, Poaceae. The record is from RefSeq and is a predicted model, not a curated record.
GCGACACAGCUAGCUACCACACCACGCCAAGGCCCAAGACUAUCCCAAAGGUACUUGAUCAGCAAAACGCAGCAAUGGCGAAGCGUCUGGCCGUCGCGCUCGUGCUGCUGCUGGUGGUGCUCGCGUCCUGCGACGGGAGGGAGCUGAAAGGGAAGGGCGGCGCCGGUGGCGCCGUGGACGAGGUGAAGGACCUGCUGCCCGGCUUGCCGCUGCCGCUGCCGCCUCUGGUGCCCAACCUGCCGCUGCCACCCGUGGUCCCCGGGAUCCCUCCCGCUGCCCACGGCUCCGCCGACAACCACAAGUCUCCAUGAUCAUAUCAUGCCGAUCGAGUUCACGCGCCUCUGCAUAAUGUUUACAGGCUGCGUCCGUAGAUCAGCUUGUCGUUUUAGACUCUUAUUAUAACUAGCUAGCACCGGCCGGAGAAGCAGCACAUCGGCGUCGCAUCGCUCUUGUCCGUGUGCCUUGAUCUGCGCCAACUAUCCCUAUCCGCCAUGUUUCCUCUUAGUUCAUGUGUUUAGUUAUGUCCCUACUUCGUCGUCAAUGUACUACAGUAAUACUUUAUCAGUGUGACUGUCUUUAUGAGUAGACAUAUAUCAAAAUAUUUCAUCAUCGAUA